AUGCGCCUUUUGCUCCCUGGGCAGGUGCUGCUGCGACUGUCGCCGACACUCACCGUCGCCGGUACUGUCACCGUCGCCGUCGCUGUCGCUGUCGCCGUCGCUGUCGCCGUCGCGGUCGCCAUCACCAUCGCAAUUGCCAUCGCCAUCGCUGUCGCCAUCGCAGUCGCCGUUGCUGUCGCUGCUGUCACUAUCGCCAUCUGUCUGUUUCACUUCCUAGCUCGGCCCCGAGACGCCAAGCACCGGAACCGAUCUCCACAUGCCGGAAAAGUGAGAGACUUCAUCCGCAAGACAGUCGAGCCUUUUCGCCGUGUGCCUCCCGCUCCAAACCUGUAUGACGACGAUGAGGACAGGUACAAGUCUAGACCGGAGGUAGCAGAAGAGAACCUAGAGAAGAUCCUCAGCUCCCACGACGAAGAUCCCGAGACGAAAUUGAAAGUGAAGGACUGUUCGUGGACCACGGUCUUGGAGCAGAUGGCCGAGGCGAGGCGGCAUAAGUCGUCCCAACCAAACAGCGGUGUGAAGAUGGAUAAUCUCAUGGUGCAGGUAAAGAGCUGGGAAACCACCAUCAUCGCGCUUCUGUUCGAGUACAAGGCGUUGCAAGAAGGCCUGAUGGCUCAGAUGCGGACAUUCGAAAAGGAGGUUCAGAAUCAGCUCUCAAACUGCUUUCCUGCCAACAAUGCCUCAAAUGCCGCCAUGACGGGGUUGUUUAGGGAGGCGCAGAUAAUCCACCGACAGCUGGAGACUCUCCAGCAAGAGAAAGAGGAGUGGAAGCAAGAAAGACGGCAGUUUCACAGCCAGCUGGAGCACUCGCAUGAGAACAAGGAUCAGCUCAGGCGCGAGCGGGACGAACUUCAAAGCAAGAAUUACAACCUCAGCGUCCAAGUCCGCGAUCUUUCACGGCAGGUCCCGUCGCAGUCUAUCAUCCACAACCAGGCGCAGGCUAGCCCGUCAGUGACGCCCAUCCAGCUCCUGGGCGCCAUCGGUGUUUCCGUCCACGCUGCAUGGGUCGACCUAGACAGCGUCUUUGGCGCUUGGUUCCAGAGCCUGCGGUCGUCGAUUCUGCUCGCCGACGGCGCAACCACCGAGGAGAUCCAGCUCCGGUCGCCCAUGUCGGGCUUCUGCGCCGCCCUCGCUGCCAGCGUCGCGGCCGACGACGCCGGAUGCAUCGCGCUGUCCUUCUUCGCCGGGCUGCAUCACAGAACAGACAGCGCCGGCUGCGACCUCAAUGGGCCCCAGGGUAUGGUGCGGAGCCUGAUCGCGCAGCUGCUGCUCAGCUCCACACUACCGAGGCCGAACCUGGACUUCCUCUAUCCCGCGCUCCUGGAAGCCUGCCGGCGCCGCGACCUCCCGGCCCUCCGCGAGGUGUUCGUGCAUCUCGUGCAGCAAGUGCCUCCGGGUAUUGAGGUCUUCUGUAUCCUCGACGGCAUCUCGUGGUACGAGCAGGCCCCGUGGUUGAAGGGCCUUCGUUCUGUGGCCGGCAUGUUCGAGUACUUGGCGGAGGCCAUCGAUCCGGAUUAUGCUGGUGCCCUGAAGGUUCUCCUGACGAGCCCUGGCAGGAGCAUGGAGGUCGUAAAGCGUACGACGGAGAAGCGCAGAGUUUGGCGACACGUGACGCUCGCGGCGGGUCAUGUCCAUCCCGGGACGUUUGUUGCGCCACAGAAAAGCCACGGGCAUUAA
This is a messenger RNA of Phialemonium atrogriseum, 1677 nucleotides long. RefSeq lists its product as uncharacterized. The transcript is spliced from 8 exons. Bases 1 to 1677 code for a protein of 558 amino acids. Lineage: Eukaryota; Fungi; Ascomycota; Sordariomycetes; Cephalothecales; Cephalothecaceae. The record is from RefSeq and is a predicted model, not a curated record.